This is a messenger RNA of Microdochium trichocladiopsis, 414 nucleotides long. RefSeq lists its product as uncharacterized. The transcript is spliced from 3 exons. Bases 1 to 414 code for a protein of 137 amino acids. The record is from RefSeq and is a predicted model, not a curated record. Lineage: Eukaryota; Fungi; Ascomycota; Sordariomycetes; Xylariales; Microdochiaceae.
AUGGCCAUCCUUGACUACGAGUACGACGCGCAGGCCAUCUCGCCCGAGAUUAAGCGCGGAAUUGACUUCCUCUACGAAGCUGCGGACCGCAAGGAGGCCGUGGAUGCCUGGGCUGGCUCGUUCAGCAAGGAAGGCAAGCUGAUCAAGGGCGAUUUCCAACCAGUCGGCGUUCCCGCUCUGCGAGAUUACAUGGCCGACAGCUGGAACAACACCGACUCGCGCGUCCACGACGUCAAGAAGGUGUCGGUGCUGCAGGCCUCCCCAUUGACGCUCAAGAUCGAGGGCGUCACAACCUACCAGCGAUCAACAGGCAAGGAGCAGCAGGGCACCUGGUCGGCCGAGCAGAGCUAUGUGAAGGAAGAUGGAAUGCAAAAAAUUUCCGAGUACAAGAUCAGCUUUAACAUGCUCUACUAG